AUGGAUCGAUUCUCUGGAAACUUCGACCGUUUCUCUGACUUGUUUAACCCUUACGACAGUAAUCCAACAAACGCGAAUCAUGCAAUUGGCGAUUUUACAAAAUGUACUCGAAAACCUUUGGUUAUGGGUUCUACCGUCCUCGGUUUAGAAUACCAGGACGGUGUGAUGAUUGCUGCUGAUACCCUAGGUUCCUGGGGUCAACUUGCUCGAUACAGAAACGAGUCGAGAAUAUAUCCUGUUGGCAAUUUUACAGUGCUUGGCGCCGCUGGAGAUAUGUCUGAUUUCCAACAUACAAAACAUAUGUUGGAUUCGCUCAUGAUAAAGGAAUACUACACCAACGAUGAUCAUGUAUUAUCAACUCCACAUAUAUAUGAAUAUUUAAGUCGUGUCUUGUAUCAUAGAAGAUCAAAAUUGGAUCCAUUAUGGAAUACAUAUGUUGUCGGAGGAUAUAACAAUGGCGAAAGGUUCCUGGGUUACGUUGACUUGCUCGGUACAACGUAUCAAUCUUCCAUAGUUGCAACAGGCCUUGGCGCAUAUUUUGCACAACCUAUCCUUCGUAACGCUGUCGAAGGUCGCGAGGGCAUUCUUACGGAAGCAGAAGCAAUCGAAAUUUUAAACACUUGUAUGAAAAUAUUAUUCUAUCGGGAAUGUAAAACAUUGAAUAGAAUACAACGAGCCAAGGUGACAGCAGACGGUGUGGAGAUAAGCGAACCGUAUGCUUUACCCACGGAAUGGUCGUUUGGUGAAGGAAUUCGAGGAUUUGGAACGCAAACGCAAUGA
Molecule: messenger RNA, 780 nt
Organism: Paraglomus brasilianum
Lineage: Eukaryota; Fungi; Glomeromycota; Glomeromycetes; Paraglomerales; Paraglomeraceae
Source: the annotation of a GenBank genome assembly